Molecule: messenger RNA, 2026 nt
Organism: Austrofundulus limnaeus
Lineage: Eukaryota; Metazoa; Chordata; Actinopteri; Cyprinodontiformes; Rivulidae
Gene: tspan15
Product: tetraspanin 15
Exons: 8
Coding region: 65-964 (299 amino acids)
Cellular component (GO): plasma membrane
Source: RefSeq, a predicted model, not a curated record
GCGACAAUGAUAACCCGGAAGUGUGCUGUCAACAGCAGCGGCAGAAUUAACUCUGUCAGACACGAUGGCUUGUAACAGCGGUUCUGGAUGCUGUCCGAGCUUCUCCUACACGGUCCUUAAGUUCCUGCUGUUCUUCUACGCCUGCAUCUUUUGGUUAAUAGGCGGGUUUAUCCUGGCUGUCGGCAUCUAUGCAGAGGUGGAGAGACAACGCUACAAGACCCUGGAGGGCAUGUUUUUGGCUCCAGCCAUAAUCCUGAUCCUGCUGGGAAUCCUCAUGUUUAUUGUUUCAUUGAUUGGUGUCCUGGGUUCACUGAGGGAUAACCUGUGYCUACUGAGAGUGUUUUUGUAUAGUCUGGCAGUGUGUCUGAUCCUGGAGCUGAUGGGAGGAGUCGUGGCUCUCCUGUUUCGUAACCAGGCAACAGAUUUACUGAACAAAAACAUCAGAAAAGGCAUUGUCAAUUACUACGAUGACCUGGACUUUAAAAACAUCAUGGACUACGUUCAGAAGAAGUUUGAAUGUUGUGGGGCCAAAGAUUUCGAGGACUGGAAAGUCAACAUGUACCACAACUGCACUGCACCUGGUCCACUAGCCUGUGGGGUCCCGUAUACCUGCUGCCGGACCACUAAGCCUAAUGAAGUAGCCAACACUAUGUGCGGGCACAAGGCGCUGGAGAAAGAUCGGCUGGAUAUAACAAAUGUCAUCUAUGUGAGAGGCUGCACUGAUGCGUUCUUCAUCUGGGUGAUGGACAACUAUAAGAAGAUGGCCAUCCUGUUGUUGGUUAUUUUCCUGCCUCAGUUCUUUGGCGUGAUCGUCAGCCAGCUGUACAUAAGUCAAGUCCAAGAGGAAGAAGCUCGUAUGGAUGAGGAUCUUCUUCCAAAGAAGCAGGCCCGUGUUGCCAAAUGGUUCCAGUGUAUGCCAGACAAGACAAGAAAUCCUGACAAGCAGUUAAGAUUUGACCCUUAGAUUUAGUAAACAUUUUUGUAGGGCUCAACUUUUUUUUUUCUUUCUGUGUGUCUUUUGUACUACAAAUAACUAAUGACUGUGUUUUACAUUCUACCAACAGAAAAUAUAAAAAUAAAACUGUUGUAAAUGUCUUUUUACUGGAUCUGCAUAGUGCCUCAGACAGUCUCAGGGAUUAAAUUCCGGAACAUAUUUACCCUCUUUAUGUAAAGUCUGAUGACUUUACAUGCAAAAAUCAAAGUAGCAUUUGUUUAAAAGGCUGAACAAAUUCUGGUGUCAAAUGUUCAACGAUCCAUCUGAACCUUCAUGAGGUGUCCGGCUCAUUACGAGUAAAUCCUCCAGCAGGAAAAACUAAAUGUUUGUGUUCUCUAAUAAGAUGACGUGCACACAAAUGACUAACUUUCAAUAUUUUCUGACAUAAAUUUAAGCUUUUGCAAAAAGAAAUACAACAUUGAAGUGAUCGAAUAAUUUCUUUCCAAACUAUCAAAUACUGUAUURAACUUUAGCAAAGUCUUAACUGUUUUUAAUUAAAUAUGUUUUGUGUUUAAAGAAAGCAAUGCGUUGUUUAAAAAUGAAUGCUAAUAAUGUGGUUCUGCUGUUCCAAUACCUCAGGGUUAUUGUUCAACAUAUUAGACUUGAAUAAAAUAAAAAUGUUUGUUAAAAUGUAUAAUUACUGGAUCUGGAAAAGGAUUAAUAAUGACAUUUGGUUUCCUAAAGUCUUUAAACCUUUGUGCUUUUUAAACCCAGCAGCAACUCAGACCACUUUUCUACACUCUUGUUUUUAAUAUUUGAGUCAGAGCAUGUAAAUGGUGCUUUUUUUGUUUUGUUUUGUUUUGUUUUGUUUUUUGUUUUUUGACAGUUUGAAUCAAGUUGUCUAUAAACCUUGUUUGAAUCUUUAUUGCUUGUCAGGUUUACAGAAUAUAAAUUCACUCUAAUUUUCUUUUACCUUGAAAAGGUGUCGUGUUUAACUGUCACAUGUUCCUUUUAUUUUGAAGGUUUGACAUUUAGAUCUUUUGUGUGGGGGUGUUCAUUUGGAAACCGAUUAAAUAUAUAAUUAUCAUCAAA